Molecule: messenger RNA, 1860 nt
Organism: Micropterus dolomieu (smallmouth bass)
Lineage: Eukaryota; Metazoa; Chordata; Actinopteri; Centrarchiformes; Centrarchidae
Product: sodium-dependent neutral amino acid transporter B(0)AT1-like
Exons: 12
Coding region: 1-1860 (619 amino acids)
Biological process (GO): sodium ion transmembrane transport
Cellular component (GO): membrane
Source: RefSeq, a predicted model, not a curated record
AUGAGACUGGUUCUUCCCAACCCUGGGCUUGAAGAGAGGAUCCCCUCCCACGAGGACCUGGAGAGAAUGGAGAAGGAGGAGGCUGGAGACAGACCCAAAUGGGACAACAAAGCGCAGUAUAUGCUCACCUGUGUGGGCUUCUGUGUGGGACUUGGCAAUGUCUGGAGGUUCCCUUACCUGUGUCAAAGCCAUGGAGGGGGUGCUUUUAUGAUCCCCUUUCUUAUCCUGCUCGUCUUGGAGGGUAUCCCACUGUUGUACCUGGAGUUUGCCAUCGGCCAACGCCUCAGAAAAGGCAGUGUAGGGGUUUGGGCUGCAAUCAACCCUUACUUGACUGGAGUCGGUAUUGCAUCCAUGACUGUCUCAUUCUUGGUGGGCAUUUACUACAACACCAUCGUUGCCUGGGUGAUGUGGUACUUUUUCAACUCUUUUCAAAGCCCCCUGCCAUGGAGCCAGUGUCCUCUCAAUGAUAAUCUCACAGACGUAGUGUCAGAAUGCAAACGCAGCUCUCCAGUGGACUACUUCUGGUACAGAGAGACUCUGAACACCUCAGAGACUAUAGAAGAGGCUGGAGGUCUGCAAUGGUGGAUUGUGCUUUGUUUGGUGACUGCUUGGAGUGUGCUCUACAUAUGCUGCAUUAGAGGGAUUGAGACCACAGGCAAGGCUGUCUACAUCACAUCCACUCUGCCAUACAUAGUCCUCACUAUCUUCCUCAUCAGAGGACUGACUCUGAAAGGCUCUGUAGAAGGAAUCAAGUACCUCUUCACACCAGAUCUGGAUGAGUUGGUGAACCCAUCAACGUGGUUGGAUGCAGGAGCCCAGGUGUUCUACUCCUUUUCCCUGGCCUUUGGAGGUCUUAUCUCAUUCUCCAGCUACAACCCUGUUCAUAAUAAUUGUGAGCAAGAUGCUGUUAUCAUCGCCAUUAUUAAUGGAUGUACUUCUGUCUAUUCUGCCACUGUUAUCUACUCCAUCAUCGGCUUCCGGGCAACAGAGCAGUUUGAUGCCUGCCUGAAUGAAAACAUCAUGAUGCUGCUAAAUGCAUUUGAUCUAACUGAGGGGAACAUCACAGAGAGCAACUAUGAUGAAGCGCUGCAAAACCUCAACAGUACGGUGGCAGGGCCCGAGAUCAUUCAGGGGCUGGGCCUCAGCACCUGCAACCUGAGGACUUUUCUGAGUGAUGGAGUGGAGGGAACAGGUCUGGCCUUUAUUGUGUUCACAGAGGCCAUCACAAAGAUGCCCAUUUCUCCCCUCUGGUCUGUCCUAUUUUUCAUCAUGCUCUUCUGUCUCGGGCUUUCCACCAUGUUUGGAAGUAUAGAGGGAGUUGUGGUUCCUCUGCAGGACCUAAACAUCUUUCCUAAGAAGUGUCCUAAAGAAGUGCUCACAGGAAUUGUAUGCCUCUCAUCCUUUGUGAUCGCGCUCAUCUUUGCUCUGCGGUCGGGUAAUUACUGGUUAGCACUCUUUGACAGCUAUGCUGGCUCCAUCCCUCUACUCAUUAUCGCCUUCUGUGAGAUGACCGCUGUAGCCUACAUAUAUGGAAUGGAUAGGUUUAACAAAGAUAUUGAAUUCAUGAUUGGACACAAACCCAACAUCUUCUGGCAGGCCAUGUGGAGAGUGGUCAGCCCUUUGAUUGUCUUGGUCAUUUUUGUGUUUUACUUUGCCACCAAAGUCAGCACCAAACUUACAUACAUCACCUGGAAUCCAAGCUCGGCAAACUUUCCAGUGUUGGAGACACUAAUCUAUCCCGCCUGGAUCAACAUUAUUAUCUUCAUUCUGGCGGGAGUUUCCAGUCUUUUGAUCCCCGGAUUUGCUUUGUAUAAAUUAUUCCAAAGAUGCUGCUGCAGCAAAACAAUAAAUGACAAGUGA